Messenger RNA from Apus apus (common swift), 584 nucleotides. It is a transcript of the gene SNRPD3, whose product is annotated as small nuclear ribonucleoprotein D3 polypeptide. The record is from RefSeq and is a predicted model, not a curated record. The transcript is spliced from 4 exons. Gene Ontology annotation, molecular function: RNA binding. Gene Ontology annotation, biological process: RNA processing; spliceosomal snRNP assembly. The coding region runs from base 92 to 472 and encodes 126 amino acids. Gene Ontology annotation, cellular component: U1 snRNP; U12-type spliceosomal complex; U4 snRNP. Lineage: Eukaryota; Metazoa; Chordata; Aves; Apodiformes; Apodidae.
GCUCCCGCCGCCGCGUUCCGGUUCCGGCGCGCGGGGCAGGGCGGGAAGCUGGAGGCGGCCAUUAAGGGUGUAGAGCCACAGCACUGCAAACAUGUCGAUUGGAGUGCCAAUUAAAGUCCUGCAUGAGGCUGAAGGCCACAUUGUGACGUGUGAGACCAACACGGGAGAGGUUUACAGAGGCAAACUUAUUGAAGCUGAAGACAACAUGAAUUGUCAGAUGUCCAACAUAACGGUGACGUACAGAGAUGGACGAGUGGCACAGCUUGAACAGGUGUACAUCAGAGGCAGCAAGAUACGGUUUCUCAUUUUACCAGAUAUGUUGAAGAAUGCUCCUAUGUUAAAGAGCAUGAAGAAUAAAAACCAGGGUUCUGGAGCUGGGCGAGGAAAAGCAGCUAUUCUCAAAGCUCAAGUGGCUGCAAGAGGAAGAGGCCGUGGUAUGGGCCGUGGCAACAUCUUCCAGAAGCGGAGAUAAUCUUGGUCUUGACAACAUGUUUUGUUUUAUUGGUUUUUUUUUAUUAGGGGGUAUUAACUUGAUUACACAUGCAUUGGUAUCAGUUUUGUGAAAUAAAUAUUUCUGACAAAAA